This is a messenger RNA of Setaria italica (foxtail millet), 2287 nucleotides long. RefSeq names its product transcription termination factor MTEF18, mitochondrial. The record is from RefSeq and is a predicted model, not a curated record. The coding region runs from base 310 to 2250 and encodes 646 amino acids. NCBI's taxonomy places the organism in Eukaryota, Viridiplantae, Streptophyta, Magnoliopsida, Poales, Poaceae. Gene Ontology annotation, molecular function: cellulase activity; double-stranded DNA binding. The transcript has 2 exons. Gene Ontology annotation, cellular component: chloroplast. Gene Ontology annotation, biological process: carbohydrate metabolic process; regulation of DNA-templated transcription; chloroplast organization.
AAGGCCGAUCCGCCGCCCCGCACUCCGCCCGGCCCUGCCGCCCACUCCGCCUCCGGCCGGCCCCUCCCCCGCCGCCGGCCAGCCCCGCCCCCGCCGCCCUCCGCCCCGCCGUCGCCGCCCCGCCUCACCAGCGACGGGACCUCGCCGGAGCCGGCGUCGACGCACUGCCGCGUCUCCGCCCGCCAACACUGGGUGCUGAAGAGGAGAAGCUAUAGGCGCUGUCGAUGACGGCCAUGGAGUAGCAUCCCAAAGCUAGCACCUUUGUUUCCGCUCCUGCGCCAUUGCCUGCACUUCCCGCUUAGUUUCCCGAUGAUCCUCUGCAACGCAUUGAGGACCGUUCGCAGACUCCGGUGGGUUCCUCGGGUUCAGCUCAUUGUGGAGCACAGUGAGCCAUACCGAGCGGCACAUUUGUGUGCAACUGCUACCCGUUAUUGGGAUGUUCAAGAAUCAUCAGCUACCUCAAUUUGUGGGUUCACACCAAUUGGUCAUGAGUAUCAGUUGCGGCCUUACUCAGCUGCUCCCGCACGCCGUGGGGAGGAGAAACCCUUGGAUGAGGAUGAGGAUGAGGAGGAGGUGGUGGUCGAUAAGGAGCUCAAGCGAAUGGAGAGGAGCCGGGUUUUCUGGACUGCACAGCAGACUUUCAUGGAGUACCUCCAUUUCACACGGGGGCUGCCCUUUGCCGAUGCUGAGCAUAUAAGCAAGCACUCGCCUGCCUUUGUGAGCAAGCUGCUGGACCAGGUGAAGGAUGCUAUCAAGGACCCUGUGGAGGGGGGUGAGGAGGUGGUGUUCAUGUCAAAGGUGAAGAAGACUGAGGUGAGGGAUCAGAGGGCCACUAAGGCAUUGGUGCGGCUGUUCCGGUACCACCCUGUCAACGAGUUCGAGCCGUUCUUCGAGAGCAUGGGCCUCAAGCCAGGCAAGUAUGAUUCCUUUCUACCUCGGGAUCUCAUGUUUCUUGCCGAUGAUGAGACAUUGCUGGAGAACUACCACUUUCUUUGUAAUUAUGGGUUUGCGCGUACUAAGAUAGGGAGGAUAUACAUGGCUGCUGUGGAGUUUUUUAGAUCUGGUGACAAUGUGCUUCCAUCUAAGCUAAGUGCUCUUGAGGAUCUAGGGUUCAGUAAAACAACUGUGAUAAAACUUGUGACCUCUUGCCCUGUCAUAUUGGCACGUGACCUAAAUGCUGAAUUCAAGAUCAUGCAGUGGCUAGAUGAUUGUGGCAUUAAGAGAGACUGGAUCGGUCAAUUCUUAUCUGUGCAGAAGUCAUAUGAUUGGAAAAAGAUGGUUGAAAUUCCUCAAUUUUUCACUGAAUUGGGAUUUGAUAAGGAGGGUAUUGGUAAAUUGAUCAGCCAAAACCCAGAUUUCCUGUUGGAUGGUUCUGGAAAGGUACUGUUUAGAGUGGUUACCAUCAUGCUGAAAGCAGGUUCUGAAAAAAAGGAUCUAUUUAAUCUUUUCCUGGACUUCCCAGAUGUACCAGCCAGCGAUUUCGCGAGGAACAUACAGAGUGUUAUACUAUUGUUAGCUGAUAUUGAUGUAUGUGAUGAGGAUAUUAAGCAGUUUGUAGUAGCAAAUGCGUCAAUCCUUGGUUCUGCUCGAGUGAAGGCGGCCAACAGCAUUCUUACAAAUCUCAGUGUGGGAAAGAGGCGUUUGUGGAAGAUUAUAAAGGAGGAUCCACGGCAAUUGAUGAAAUACAAAUUAGGGACAAAGCUCAGCCGCCUGCCAUCUUGUGACAGGAGUACUGACCAAUCAUUGGAGGAGAAGGUAAAAUUUUUGAAAGGCAUAGGAUUUGUGGAAGGCUCUGAGGAUAUGAAGAAGGCACUCAAAUCUUUCCGUGGUAAGGGUGAUGAACUCCAAGAUCGGUUUGACUUUUUGGUUAGGACUGGACUUUCGCCAAAGGAUGUAGUGAACAUGAUCAAGAUAGCUCCACAUGUUUUGAAUCAGAAGAUACAUGUCCUUGAGUCCAAGAUAUCUUUCCUUUUAAAUGAGACAGCUUAUCCCCUAAGUGCUCUAGUUACGUUCCCCUCAUUCUUGUCAUUCACUGUCGAGAGAACCAAAGUUAGGUUUUUAAUGUACAAUUGGCUGCAAGAAAGGGGGGUGGUUGCUCCCAAUUUUGCGCUAGCCACUUUCCUAGCUUGUUCGGAGAAAGAUUUUAUUAAGCAUUAUGUAAGAAAACAUGAAUUGGGUCCAGAGGUCUUUGAGAAGUUCAAGAGGGAGGUGGCUGAAACCAAAAACAUGCAUUGUACUUCAGAUGAUUAGUACGAUAUUAAUUGGUAUUUUGAAUUAGUUCCCUGAA